This is a messenger RNA of Orycteropus afer afer, 930 nucleotides long. RefSeq names its product olfactory receptor 2M4-like. The record is from RefSeq and is a predicted model, not a curated record. Gene Ontology annotation, cellular component: membrane. Bases 1 to 930 code for a protein of 309 amino acids. Gene Ontology annotation, molecular function: olfactory receptor activity; G protein-coupled receptor activity. Gene Ontology annotation, biological process: G protein-coupled receptor signaling pathway. The transcript has a single exon. Lineage: Eukaryota; Metazoa; Chordata; Mammalia; Tubulidentata; Orycteropodidae.
AUGAGAUGGGGAAAUGAGACUUUUCACUUUGAAUUUAUUCUUCUGGGAAUUUUUGAUCACAACCCCAUCCAUGCUUUCCUCUUCUCUUUAGUCUUGGGCAUCUUCACAGUGGCCUUAAUGGAAAAUACGGCAAUGGUUCUUGUCAUUUACCUGGACACCCAACUCCACACCUCUAUGUACUUCCUCCUCAGCCAACUCUCCCUCAUGGAUCUUAUGCUCAUCUGUACCACAGUACCCAAAAUGGCCUUCAACUACUUGUCUGGCAGGAAAUCUAUCUCUCUGGAAGGUUGUGGAACACAGAUAUUUUUCUACGUGUCCUUACUUGGAGCUGAAUGUUUCCUGUUGGCUGUCAUGGCCUAUGACCGUUAUGUGGCUAUAUGUCACCCUCUUCGAUACACCAUCCUCAUGAGUCAGAAACUUUGCAUGCUUUUGACUGUUGCUUCCUGGAUCUUAGGCUCUCUUGAUGAGAUUAUUGUGCUUGCAGGUGUCCUAUCUUUCUCUUACUGUGGCUCUCUGGAAAUCCAUCACUUUUUCUGUGAUGUUGCUGCCCUUCUGCCUUUAUCUUGUACAGACACUUCUGCAUUUGAACAACUGCUUUUCAUCUGCUGUGUGGUGAUGCUAAUCUUGCCAGUAUCAAUUAUCAUUAUCUCUUAUUCUUACGUCCUCCAAGCUGUCAUCCAUAUGGGCUCUGGGGAAAGUCGUCACAAGGCUUUCACCACCUGCUCCUCCCACCUGGCUGUGGUAGGACUCUACUAUGGUGCCGUCAUGUUUAUGUACAUGAGACCAGCCUCCAACCAUACACCAAACCAGGACAAGAUGGUGUCAGCCUUCUAUACCAUUCUCACCCCUGUGCUGAACCCCCUCAUCUACAGCCUCCGCAACAAAGAUGUAUCCCGUGGACUAAAGAAGUUAUUGAGGAAGGGAAAGUAA